GUAGUCAGGGCAUUGGCGGUGUACUAAUAAUCUUCAACCUCGAGGUAGCCGAAAUCUUAAGUACCUACGUACAUCGUUGAGUGUCAAACCACGGAUACCUAAAUAAACUCGAAUCGCUUAUCGUAAUAACCAAUUAACAAAUCCACAAACCCGCUCGUAACGCAAUUCUAUACGCGUCGCGUUGUUCCACCUUAUUUCCAUGUUCCAUGUCUAACGACACCUAUCGUAAUUAAAGUGCGCUCUCUUCGCCGGGCCAAGCCAUGGAAUCUCCUGGCUAUCGUCACAAGGCACUUGAUUUUCGGUGAAUUCUACUUUUGGCACUGGCCCGAGAUGGAGGAGUAUACGCGGCCUCAUUUCUUUUUUCACGGCGACGCGGGAGACGAAAAGCUAGAAAGCGAGAAGCGCCGUUGCCACUUCUGCCAGAUUCGUUCGUUCGCGACGCAUACUCGAUUCCCCAUCACCAUCAUUAAUACCGAGGAUGAUGCCGUGCUCGACCCCGAUUUCCGGUUCAUGGACAGCUCGGUUCUCGGAAAAGGUGUAGAACCAACUAAGAGAGAGUUCCUUACCGGUUGCGAGUGCGUCGAUUCGGAGGACUGCCAAUACGAUACGUGCAAUUGCCUUCAAGACGUCGACGACGAUAGUUCCGACGACGAAGACCUCUACGAGACCUACGGCGCGAAACCUCACAAGAAAGUCUACGCGUAUCAUAGCCACGGCGCUAGGGCGGGCCGGCUACGUUCCAAGAUCCUCGCAUCGCGCGACCCCAUCUACGAAUGCCACGAGAGCUGCGCGUGCGGUCCGUACUGCCCAAACCGAGUAGUGGAGAGAGGUCGUCAGAUCCCGUUACAGAUUUUUAGGACCAAGAACCGCGGCUGGGGCGUGCGGAGCACCGUAGACAUUAAGAGAGGCCAGUUUAUCGACAAGUAUAUGGGUGAGAUCAUUACCGCCGAAGAGGCCAACCGUCGGCGAGCAUUGUCGCACAUCGCGCAGCGUAAGGAUGUAUACCUCUUCGCGCUCGAUAAGUUCUCCGACCCGGACUCUUACGACGACCGCCUGCGCGGAGCCCCGUUAGAAGUGGACGGCGAGUUCAUGUCCGGCCCGACCAGAUUUGUCAACCACUCUUGCGAGCCCAACAUGCGCAUCUUUGCUCGGGUUGGGGACCAUGCGGACAAGCAUCUACACGACUUGGCAUUGUUCGCGCUUAGAGAUAUACCGAGGGGCGAAGAGCUAACGUUUGACUACGUGGAUGGAGUGGAUGAUUCGGACAACGACGCUCUGGAUCCGGAGAAGCAGAAGGAUAUGACGCGUUGUCUAUGCGGAAGUAAAGGUUGCAGAGGUUACCUCUGGUGACGAUCGACAUAGACGAUCGAUAUAGGUAUGACGAGGGCUACCAAGUAUACCGUUGGCCUUAGGUACCUAUACUUGAGGUGAAUGGCAAGUUAUACUACCUUA
This is a messenger RNA of Daldinia decipiens, 1452 nucleotides long. Its product is annotated as SET domain-containing protein. The record is from RefSeq and is a predicted model, not a curated record. NCBI's taxonomy places the organism in Eukaryota, Fungi, Ascomycota, Sordariomycetes, Xylariales, Hypoxylaceae. The transcript is spliced from 2 exons. Gene Ontology annotation, cellular component: nucleus. Gene Ontology annotation, molecular function: protein binding; zinc ion binding; histone methyltransferase activity. The coding region runs from base 331 to 1350 and encodes 339 amino acids.